Molecule: messenger RNA, 3285 nt
Organism: Plasmodium knowlesi strain H
Lineage: Eukaryota; Apicomplexa; Aconoidasida; Haemosporida; Plasmodiidae
Product: conserved oligomeric Golgi complex subunit 4, putative
Exons: 2
Coding region: 1-3285 (1094 amino acids)
Source: RefSeq, a predicted model, not a curated record
AUGACGGGGAAGUCGUUUUCGAGCGGAGAAUCCAGUGAAAGUGACGAAUGGUGGAAUCAUCUCGAGGGGAAUCAAUGGAGAGUUCAUCCUGAUAGGGCUAAGGUGAGUGACCCAGAAGAGGACACCUCUGACUCAAGCAGCUCGUGUGAAUCCCAUGAUUCGCAAGGAUACGAUGGCGAGAAGGAUGAAGAAUCAAACAUAAAAAGAAUCAACCAGUACAUUGAAAAGCUGGACAUCCUGAGGAACAAGUACGACCUAAAAAUAAGGCUGAAUCAACAGAAGGAGAAGGAAAACCUCGUAAACAACAUCGACAACAUAAACAUACAGGUGAAGAAGCACUUGUUGUUUAAGCAGAAGAUCAAUAAAAUUAACAAUUCCCUUAGGGAGAAGUGCAACUAUGAUGCUUUUUCGCAGAUGGAAAGGAUCUAUAAGAUCAUAUCGAAUGUUAACUCGUCAUACGAAUAUACUACGUUAAAAAUUCAACUUCAGGAUUAUAUAAAACAGGUGGAGGGUUGUGUAAGAAGGAAUUACCUAGAUGCCAUUGAGCCUCUGAACCACUUUUUGCAGGUAAGGAGGUGUCUGUAUAGAUAUGGUCGGUCCCAUCUCCUGCGGGUGGGGACCAUUCCAAACGGAGGAAGCAGCCCCCAUGAAGGGAAUUCCUCAGGCCAUACCUACCACACCAAGGGGGGUGGCGCCCUCCUCAACAGCGAAAAUUCAGUCAUUGAAAGGGACAUAAUUAACUAUGUCCAGCAUAGAGAAAGGCGGCUGUCAGAGGAUAACCCGGAACAGAAUAACGAUGUACAUUCUCACUCUCAUGCGCAAGCACAGGCGUAUGCGCAGAUAUGUCAGACAGAUGAAGAGAGCAUAAAAUUGUUGAACGCGUACUACGACCAUGUGAAGGGUCUCAUCGAGGAAGAAAUCUGUGAGUGCAUAAAGCUGAAGGACAUGGAUGGGGUUAGGACAAAAUUAGGCCUAUACUUGAAUAUUUUUCGUAGUCAGAGGGAUAAGGAGAAGCAGAGUGAAGAGGGAGAAAAGAAAAGGGGCUCUUCUGAUGGAGACCGUGAGCAACCAGAUGUUCGAUCCGAUGUGGGAUCGGAUGAGGAAAGCCACGAUAAUGCAAGCGGGUUGGGAAGUAACGACGAUGUGAGCGUGGUGGGUAGUCAGACUAGCGACCACGGUGACAAGCACGAACAGAUACUCCCCGCUAGUGUCGCCUUGGAGGAUCAGCUUCUGCACUUUGGGGAAUACCUGUUCGUGUGCCGUGUGGCCAUGAAGCUGGUAGAGGUAGAAGUGGACAAGCAGCUGGACCUUCUAACAAGGAAAGUAGUGAGCACGGAAGACAGUGUGUACGUGGAGUGCAUAAAAGGUACAUACGCCUGUCUAUACAGACACAACACCUUUUUGGAGAACCUCCUUGGAGAUCAUCUAGUUUAUAUUAUUUACAACAGAAAGGCUGAGCUACUUUUUAAUAAAGUUGUAAAAACCAUAUGCUCAAGUUUCUGCAGUCAGACCCAGCUCCUCCGGAUCGAUAAUUACAAUGAGUUAACCAAGUUGGACAAAAACGUAGAGAUGUUAUCCUUACUAUGUUAUCAUUUUCAAAACAUAAAGAAAUUUUUACAUCAAUUUGGUGAAGAAAAAUUCCGAAAAUUGGAUACCAUGUUCAAUUUGGCUAGCUUCAUAAAUAAAGAUAUUUUUUCUGAACAGUCAGGCUUGUUUAAAAAUUUGCCUUACAUAAAAUGUAUACAAGACUGCUUAUGUUCAUACAUAGAUUAUGAGAUAAUGUUUACCAAGCAUUGCAUCGAUAAGGCAUUCGUUCUAACGGACGAUAUUAUGUUGUCUUUAAUGGAUGAUGAGAAGAGUAAGGGAAAAGAUGCAAAAAAUGUUUACGAAGAUUUGACAAAUUUCGAAAAUAUUAUGAUGAACUGUAGUAGUAGCAAUGAGUAUACAUCCACCCUUCUGGAUGAUGCGUUUUUCAUUUUCCAAAAGUCUGUGUGUAGGAGUAUAAAUAUGAACGACAUUAAUACUAUGUGCGUUUUGGUGAAUCACAUUAUUUUGUUUAUUGGAAGCACUUUGAAAAACUACCUGAGUGAAAAUUUGAAAACGAGCAAAAGUAUAUAUGCCGCCUUUAUUCACCAUGUUUCAAAUUUGAAGCCUUUCUCCUUUAGGGCUCUUCUGGAGAGCAUUGAUGAGACGAACUACAUGGAGGAGGGUCAGGGAAACAGCCGAACGGUGGCCCUGGCGCAGAACUUUGUUAGUUCCCUCAGCUACGUGAGGAGUGAAACGUCGGAGGGGGGGGCAGGUCGUAAUGAUGUUCCAAGUGGAAGUGUUGGUCGUAAUAGUGCGUUACGCGUGGGUGGUGGUAGUGAUAACUGCUCACGUGGAGAGCACCCUUCGGUUGGUAGCGAAGCGAAGAGCAAGGGGAUCUAUGAAUACCUGACGCCGGAGCACUAUGAGAGCCUCUUCAACCCUCUGUGUGAAGGGAAAAAUAUGGACAGCCAAACCAUCAACUCCAAGUUCAGCUACCCCCACUGCGUGAACAAUAUAGACUCCUGCCACCAAUACAUACAGAACUUAAAAGAAUUCAUCCAUGAAUAUUUUCUGGACAAAUUUUUAAAAGAUAAAAAAAAAAAGAAAGAAAAGGAGAAGCAGAAGGAAACGCAGAAUUAUCUUCUCAUGUUUACCAACUCGUUUGCGAAUUACGACAACCUACUUAGUGACUUUGAAAAGCUCAGUGUGGAAAAUUGUAAAAAUCUGUUGAACAUUUUGAAGGUGCACUUUAUUGGCCAGCUCGUCAUCAUCGAAAGUGUGAACUUUGAUAUAUCGAGUGAGCAGUACGCGUACUACCAACUCAACGACCCCUACAUUAAUGGCUUGGUGAACCGAAUGAAGUUGAUUACUUACCACAUUUCACUCUACUUCAACCAGAACAUCUUCCAAAUAUGUAUUGGCUUGUUGGCGGAGAAGAUCUGCAAAUACAUCGAGCGAAUCGUGCGCACGAAGAAAUUUAGCCUGUACGGUUGUGUCCAAUUAGACAACGACAUCAGAAACCUCAUGUUGUUCUUUACAUCCCUCACCAGUAUCAACGUGAAGAAGGAGUUCGCCAAGUUGUUGGAAAUUUGCGAAUUACUGAAUAUAAACGAUUUACAAGAUUUUAAGGAUUUCUACGAAGAAAACAAGAAUAACUUGAGUGCCAGUGAAGUGGAGAACAUCAUUUCGAUGCGCAAUGACAUUUCGGAGGAACUCCUUAAUUCGAUCAAGCUAUACAUGAAUUGGGGCGCGCCUUAA